AAUCGGUUCGCCUAAUUCGCCAUCUUGGUGAGUGAAGAUCGGUGGUCAUCCAUAACGUCGUUUCUCAUGGUUUCGAUCAUUUUGAUCACAUUUUAUCGAAGAUGCCAUCUUGUUCAUAUCUCUACUGCCGUAAUUCAACGAAGAAUUACAAGACAGCAGACGGCCGAAAGCUUUCUUUUCAUAAGUUUCCUCGUGUAGAUAGAAUUCGAGAAUUUUGGCUUGAAAACCUCCGUAGGGACAGCUGUGAGGCGAAGUUUGAGCCCAAUUCUAGAGCUGUGCUCUGUUCAGAACACUUCACGGAUAGCUGCUUUGAUGAUAAAUCCACCAAGUAUCCUAGACUUAAAAAUGGUGCUGUCCCAACAUUGUUUCUUCGAGAGGGAUCUAUGAAGAAAGUGGAACAUGAGAAUGAGGAAGAGGAGGAAUCGAGCGACGAGGAGCGCGAGAGCUGGAGCGGAUGGCACAGCUGGCCAAACAAGGGGGGGUCGACAGAGGAAGAUGAUGGACAGAAGGACGAUGGAUCCAAGGGACUAGAGGAACUGGAAGAGCUGAUGGAGGAGGAGGAGGAAGAAGAAGAAGAAGAGGGGGAUUUGAACGAGGAAAGAGACUGGAUUGAAGACUCGGAAGGAGAAGACGGAGAUGGGAAGGGGGCAUCGGAGGACAGGACCAAGACCGAGCGGACAGAGACAGCGGUGCCAAGCCCCCCGGAGGAGGGGGGUGGAACAGAGACAGGGAUAGGGACUGAUUUACUCCAUAAAGCUCAAGACUGUGUUCAAGGACAUGAUAGAAUUACUCUUGAUAACGUUACAAUGGACUCCACGUUGACAUCAGUGAGAAUCGGCAACAAGAAGAUGGUCUCUAUGACCUUCCAAGAUAUCCUCAACUCUCUCGUCCCGACACAACAGAUAGAUUCCUCAAAAGUGCCUAAAGACAGCAAUCCUACCUCCAAUAAGGUCAAAGGUCACCCAGACAAAGGUCAUCAGGACACGGGUUUUGAUUUGCAAGGCUGGAAAACUGUCCAAGGGAAGGGAACAGGCGGAUCUCGCAAGGCAACGAAACGAUCGAUCAUCACCCCAGAAUUCAAGGAAUCGCUAACACGUCAGAACAAGGCUGCGCAGAAGACCAAGGAUAAAGACACCACGAAGAACCGAAAGGACAAGCAUAUGGUCAUCUCCAUCUACCGGAAGAACACCAUGAUGCGGAUCAUAUCCUCCAAGGAUCUGCCGUACCUCUGUGGUGAUUGCGGGUUGGCGUUCACUCACGCGUUUGUGCUGAAAAACCAUGUUGAAGCGAAACACGGCUAUUCUGAGCCCCCAGAGAUAAAGGCAAAUGGUGAAAUACUGUCACAGGUCGUCAUUCAUCGAGACUUCGAAAAGAAGAACCUCAAAACCAAAACCCAGGUCAAAGAACUGCAAGAAAAGUAUGCUAAAACAGAGUCCGUCAAUGGCAACAGAGAGAGUGAACCUGCAGAACAAUGGUUCCAGAAGGUUGAUAAGUCAACCGGCUCCUUGUCCGAUUCUGAUUGUGAUGGCGCAUUACCAGUUGGCACUGAUGGUGGUGAUGACAGUGUCGACUGCAGUGUAGUUGAGGGUGCAGAUUCAUUUCAGAGGACUUCAUCCAAAAAGAAGAAGCGCAAGCCAAACAGGAAACCAAAGACUGACGUUGCCGGAAACGUUAUUUCGCAGAAAAAAAACAGAGACAGGUGCCAUAGGUGUCAUAGGUAUUUUAAAAGUCGAUUCGAAUGCAAGCAGCAUAUAGCUGAAAUGCAUGGUGAGUUCUCCUCACAGGAAGUGGCUCAGGCAAGCUGGAACAAGACAACGGCUGGUUCAUCGACCAUGGAGGUGCUCAAGUGCAUCUACUGUGAGACCUUCUUCACCAGCAGGGAAAAUGCUGGAGGACACCUGAACAAGCACUGCGGUGUGGACGAUAUCAAGUGUGACAUCUGUACAGAAGCCAUUAAGUUGUGGAAUGAAGGAAGGAACAUGGAGCUGGAGAAGCUGCAUGAGAAAUAUGACGGCCUUAAAGACGAGGGGCAGGAUGGAGAUGAGGGUAGGAAGGAGGAGACUGCAGGCGGCGAGGGGGAGACUGCAGGCGGCGAGGGAGCUACUGGAGAUGAUGCUAGGAAAGAUGACGAAGGAUCUUCUGUAAACAAUGACGGGAAAGAAAAGCCAGAUGCUGACGACCUCAUCAGGCAGUCUCUGGAACGAGCCAAGACACUCUCAAGCAAGCAUUUCAUCAUUGCCAAAUGCUUUGAAUGUAAUGAGGAAUUCUUUCUACGGCAUCAUCUGGUCAACCAUUACAGAGUGCAUGAGAAGUUCACCUGCAAGGAAUGUGGAAAGGAAUUCAAGACGAUGACAGACUACCAGGAGCACCUGGAUGAAGUGCACAAGAUCGGUUUAUGCUCCUGUCCUUACUGCCCAAAGAAGUUCCCUUCUCUAGGAAAACUAAAUUUUCAUAUGCUGGGUCACCUUGGGUUGUUUCAGUGCAUUUUGUGUGGGGCAACCUUGAUGUCCAAGCAGUCCCUAGAGAUGCAUAUCAGAGGGGCGGUCAGCGAUCCAUACCAUAAGUUCCGGGUCGGUGGCGAACGCCUCACAUACUCCUCAUCCAAUCCAUUCCUUGGUGCAAGUCAGAAUGAAAAUCAUCGUGGUGGCUUUCGUCGCCGGAACAAGACAAAAGAGAUUUCUUGUAAGUUUUGUGAUCGCAAAUUUGGCUACAUCCAUGGUCUACGUAAGCAUAUGCGAUUCCUACACCCCAAGGAGGAGGUGCCUAUGAAAGGAGACGGCUUUUGCUGCGAGCGAUGCGGCAUUGUCCUGGCAUCGAAACAGUCCUUCAAGGCUCACCUGCAGACGCAUCAAGAGAAAACUAUUUCUUGCCCUGAGUCAGGCUGUGAGGCCAUGUUCACCACAAAAAUGAACCUAAAGUCCCAUUUGAGAACCCAUGGUCAAGCAUCCUGGUCAAAAAGAUUCAAAUGCGACAUUUGUGGAGGGUCAUACAAAACACAGGUGUACCUUGAUAUGCAUAUGAAAUGCCAUAGUGGGCAUGUGCCAUAUGCCUGUUCGUAUUGUGGGAAGACCUUCCGCAACGUCACCCACAUGGUUUACCACGAGAGGCGCAUGCACACCGGCCAGCUGGAUCAUACAUGUGAACUCUGUGGUAAAGGCUUUGCAGACCCGUCAACGCUGAAGGUCCACAGCAAAACCCAUUCGACCCACAGGCCCUUUUUAUGUGACAUCUGCUCCAAGGGCUUCCCCACCGAACUGUACCUCCGAGCUCACAGACGAGUCCAUACCAAGCCCUUCAAGUGUUCCCAGUGCAGCGAAGGUUUCUCACAGCAAGGCGCAAGAAGGAACCAUCUCCGAAAGGUCCACGGUAUCGAGACGCCAGUCGUAAAAAGCAAAUCCAGAAUUUCUGCUCAAAGCGAGACCAAUCCACCAGGUGAGUUCAGUCCUCAGAUGUCAGAAGCUUCCGUACAGGAUAUAGAGGAAACAGAAAUGAUGGUCAUUAGCGAUAAUAAUGAAGUCGGUUCAUCAGAGAUCAUUGACAAAAUUCUAGCAGCCAUUCUCUGAAGUAAACUCAAACUGCAAAGACAAAUACAGACUCGAGGAAUGUUCAUUUCUUUAAAACUUUUCUGUACAAAGUAUUGUACAACCAAAAAAAUUUUGCAAA
Molecule: messenger RNA, 3663 nt
Organism: Strongylocentrotus purpuratus (purple sea urchin)
Lineage: Eukaryota; Metazoa; Echinodermata; Echinoidea; Camarodonta; Strongylocentrotidae
Product: zinc finger protein 184
Exons: 5
Coding region: 102-3563 (1153 amino acids)
Biological process (GO): regulation of transcription by RNA polymerase II
Cellular component (GO): nucleus
Molecular function (GO): RNA polymerase II transcription regulatory region sequence-specific DNA binding; DNA-binding transcription factor activity, RNA polymerase II-specific
Source: RefSeq, a predicted model, not a curated record